AUGAGCACGGCCACUUUCACCGGCCGUUGCCUCCGGACUGCCUUCCCCCGAUCGGCUCCGAUACCGCGGCACACCACGUCUGGCCUCCGCUGGACUUCCUUUCGCUACUUCUCGUUUACCUAUAGACCGAAGCCCUCCUUCCGAUCAAUACCUAGACCGAAUCGUGGCGGCAGACGGACACUGCUGGCUGCGGCGCAAGUCUCCGCGCUGGGGACUGCUGCCUUUGUGGAAUUGUCAGAAGACAAUGGCGAUGGAGGAGAUGCUACUGGAGAGCAGCGCAUGCUGCAUGCGUCGAGGAAGGAGAUUGCCAAGGAGGUGAAAGACGAGGAUACGGGGCUGACGAGACUGAGGCGCAAGCUGGUCCUGUUCCUGGACCUCUACAUCUGGGAGCCCAUCUGCACUGGGGUGCGCUUCCUGCAGCUGGUGGUCAUUUUCGUGCCAGUACUUGCCACAGUGCCAGCAAUAUGGUUCGGGAGGAGGAGGCCUGAUCGCGACAAUGAGAGGACAGGCACAUUGUGGUGGUAUGGCUUCUUGGUCAAGAGCAUGGAAAGAGCCGGCCCGGCUUUCAUCAAGCUAGGGCAAUGGGCUGCCUCAAGAUCCGACAUCUUCCCCAACGAGAUGUGCGACAUCAUGUCCAAGCUGCACUCCAACGCCCCUGCUCACUCCCUACACGCAACAAAGCGCAUUGUCCGGGCUGCCUUUGACGGCCGCAAAUUCGAGGACAUCUUCGAGGAGUUUGAUGAAACGCCCUUGGGCGUCGGCGCCAUAGCACAAGUGUACAAGGCAAAGCUGAAGCCCGAUCUCGCGGCGCCAGGCGACGUCGACGUCCUCGAUAUGCCGCCAUCGCCCCUGAGGAAGAAUGUUAGGAAGAACGUCGAAUCGGUCCUCAAGAGCACCCCCAAGCGCGUCCCCUCCAACUACGUCGCCGUCAAGGUGCUCCACCCGGGCGUCGAGCGCACCGUCCGCCGAGACCUGCGCAUCAUGUGGUUCUUCGCCUCGGUUCUCAACGCCAUCCCGAGCAUCGAGUGGCUGUCGCUGCCAGACGAGGUGACCCAGUUCGGCCAGAUGAUGAAGCUGCAGCUGGACCUCCGCAUCGAGGCCGCGAACCUCACCAUCUUCCGCAAGAACUUCAAGGACCGUACGACGGCCUGGUUCCCCUUCCCCUACACCGAGUUCACCACGCGCAACGUCCUCGUCGAGGAGUUCGCGCAGGGCAUCCCCCUGGCGGACUUUAUGGAGAACGGCGGCGGCGUCUUCCAGCACGACAUCUCCAAGGAGGGCCUCGAUGCCUUCCUGCGCAUGCUGCUGCUCGACAACUUUGUCCACGCCGACCUGCACCCCGGCAACAUCAUGGUGCGCUUCUACCAGGCCGAGCAGCCCAACAUCCCCAGCCUGCCCCUGCGCAAGCCGUCCGAGAAGCCGCACCCGCAGCACCAGCCCGACGUCACCGAGCAGGUCCUGGCCCGCCUGCGGCCCAUCCGCAACAAGCAGGACACCAAGGCCUGGGAGGCCGAGCUCAAGAAGAUCGACGAGGAGGGCUUCCGCCCGCAGCUCAUCUUUAUCGACACGGGGCUCGUGACCGAGCUCAACGGCGCCAACCGCCGCAACUUCCUCGAUCUCUUCCGCGCCGUCGCCGAGUUCGACGGCUACAAGGCCGGCCACCUCAUGUGCGAGCGCUGCCGGCAGCCCGAGGCCGUGCUCGACGAGGAGGUCUUCGCGCUCAAGAUGCAGCACCUCGUGCUCUCGGUCAAGAGCAGCACCCUCGCGCUCGGCAACGUCAAGAUUGGCGACAUCCUGCAGCAGGUGCUGGCCAUGGUGCGCCACCACCACGUCCGCCUCGAGGGCGACUUUGUCAACGUCGUCAUCAGCAUCCUGCUGCUCGAGGGCAUCGGCCGCAGCCUCGACCCGGACGUCGACCUGCUGAGCUCGUCGCUGCCCAUCCUCCGGCAGCUGAGCGCGCAGAGCGGCGCCGAGAUGGCCAAGGCGGGCGACUUCUCGAUGGUGAUGGUGUGGAUGGGCUUGGAGGCGAGGAGGUUCAUGCAGGCUAGCAUUGAGGAUUACACACCACAGUACCUCAACAACAUCCAGCUAUAUAGUCAUGUGAAUCAUGAUGGGGAUCAGGUCCUCGACCCUCAUCUGUUCAUUGGUCAAGGCGAUUACCUACAGGCUACAGUCUCACCUGCUUUUGGGCAAACCUCCGACCUCGGCAACCUGCCUUUGGUUGCCUCCCCUCAACGCCUUCGAGUGACUUACUCCCAACGGGAUCCCACCUUCUUUCCUCCUUUCGCAAAGUUAAUUCCCAUGAGUCUCUUGUUCUGUGCCAAGCCUGCGGGUAUGGUUGCAAAGGACAUUCGCAACUCGCUGCGCAUGGAAAAGCCACGCGGCAUGAACCAUAUCCACUCCAAUGACGGGGAGCAUGUCUGCUAUAUCUGUGAGAAGCACCGAGCCUUCUACCGACACGAUCACCUCACCCAGCACUUUCGACACUUUCACAAGUUUGAGGACCAGAACUUGGCCCCGUUCAGAAAGCGACGCGGUGGCCAGGCUAGCAGCUCGGCUCGCGCUGUAGACCUCGCUCCUUUCUUCGAGGCUGCAUCCUCCGAUACUCCACGACGACAGGUGAAUAUCAAUGCGUUCAACCAACCCAUGGACUGGCCCCACGUUCUUGACGACGAUGCCACUCCACUUCAUAUCAAGUACCCGGAGUUCUACUGA
Messenger RNA from Thyridium curvatum, 2715 nucleotides. RefSeq lists its product as uncharacterized. The record is from RefSeq and is a predicted model, not a curated record. Gene Ontology annotation, cellular component: mitochondrion. NCBI's taxonomy places the organism in Eukaryota, Fungi, Ascomycota, Sordariomycetes, Thyridiales, Thyridiaceae. The transcript is spliced from 5 exons. The coding region runs from base 1 to 2715 and encodes 904 amino acids.